UCGCGAAACCCACCCCUGCUACUAUUUGUUCAUCCCCACCCAUUCUCCUCCUCCGAUUCCCCAUUCCAGCUGCUCUCCAUCUACGCCUCCGCCUCCGGCGAGAUCUCCGGAGACCUCGCCGUACCGAGCUCUCCUCAUCUGACCAUCACCAUGGCCUCGCGCGGCAAGAAUCCUCCCGGAGACGAGGGCGCCCCCAUCCCCACGCGCCCCGCGCGCGUCCGCGUCAUCCGCCCCGAGGUCGAGGAGGUCCUCCGGAGCCCUCGCCGCGGCCGCCCCAAGCUGCAUCAGCAGCACAGCGAGGACGACAACGGCGCGGCGCCCCCGCGCUACGACUGCGCGUUCCAGGCCGAGAAGGAGGGCCUUAGCGGCGAGUUCGCGCCACCGGACAUGGUGUGGUGCAAGGUGAAGAGCCACCCCUGGUGGCCCGCGCAGGUCUUCGACGCCGCCGACGCCUCGGAGCGGGCGCUGCAGCACGCCCGGUCCGGCGGCGGCGCGCCCCUCGUCGCCUACUUCUGGGACAAGACCUUCGCCUGGAGCGACCCCGCCGCGCUGCUCCCCUUCCGGGCCAACUUCGCGCGCCUCGCCGGCCAGAACACCAUCUUCAACUACGUGUCCGCCGUCCACACCGCGCUAGAGGAGGUCGAGCGCCGCGUGGAGGCGGGCCUCUCGUGCGCCUGCGUCCCCAACGCCAGGAAGAGGCAGGAGGUUCAGAAUUCCGGGGUCAGGGAAGGGGCUUACGGCGCCGUGGUGGACGACGCCUACAUGAGGGACACGUUCCAUGCCAAACCGUUUGUUGACUACAUUGCGGCACUGGCAAGCAGUCCGCUGGCCGGCGCCGACCGUCUUGACCUCGCCACCGCCAAAGCACAGCUCAGGUCAUUCAAUCGAUUGAGGGGUCCGAGGGAACUCCCUGAGUUUGUGACGUUUCAGGGCAUUGAGGAUGUUCCUACUGAGACAACAACCCCAAACACAAAGAGGAAAAGGACGGAGGAUGAUGUUCCGAGCAAGGAGAAGAAACCAAGGAAUGGGGGGAGCUCGUUGCGCAAAAGAAAGGAAAAGGCUGUCGACGAGGAAAGUCCUGUGCCUAGGAAGAGUGCAGCAAGGAAGAAGACCUCCAAAGAUGUAGAGAAGACAGAAUCUCAUGUAAAGAAAGAUGUCAUGGUUGAGGACAGUAGCAAGCAGACCAAGUCAAAGAUUAGGAGUAGUAAGAGUUCAGCAGAGAAGAAGAAAAAGAUAGACUCCUCCAAAGACACAGAUAAGGGAGAGUCUCUACCAGAGCCUGCAGAGGAAGGCGCUGCAAAUGAGGGCAGCUCUAUGCCCAGUGGAGAGGAGACAGAUGGUAAGCUGAGCAAGGGAAGAAAGUCCAAGAUCAGUAAGAGUUCAGCAAAGAUGAAGAAGAAAGGCAUCUCCAAAGACACGGAUAAGAAAGAAUCCGUACCAGAGCCUGCAGUGGAAGACGCUACGAAUGAGGACAGCAAUAUGCCCAGUGGAGGGGCGACAGAUGGUACAUUGAGCAAGGAAAUGAAGUCCAAGAUCAGUAAGAGUUCAGCAAAGAUGAAGAAGAAAGACAUCUCCAAAGACGCAGAUAAGAAAGAAUCUGUACCAGAGCCUGCAGAGGAAGACGCUACGAAUGAGGACAGCAAUAUGCCCAGUGGAGGGGCGACAGAUGGUACAUUGAGCAAGAGAAGGAAGUCCAAUAUCAGUAAGAGUUCAGCGAAGACGAAGAAGAAAGACGCCUCCAAAAAUGCAGAUAAGAAAGAGUCUCCACCAGAGCCUGCAGUGGAAGAUGCUACUAAUGAUGAGAGCUCUAUGCCCAGUGGAGAGGCGAUAGAUGGUGCAUUGAUCAAGGGAAGGAAGUCCAAGAUCAGUAAGGGUUCAACAAAGACGAAGAAGAAAGACAUCUCCAAAGACGCAGAUAAGAAAAAGUCUCUACCAGAUCCUGCAAAGGAAGAGGCCACAGGUGAUGACAGUUCUACGCCCAGGUCUACUGAUGGCACAGUGAGCAAGAAAAGAAAUUCCAAGGUCAGUAAGAGUCCAGUGAAGAAGAAACAAGACACCUCUAAAGACACAGAUGGAGUUGAAACGGUUGGUGGCAGCAAAACGCCAGUCAAGAAGACUGUGGAUGGCAUUUUGACUGAGAGCAAGUCAGAACGUAGGCUAAGAUCCAUGCACAAGACAGAAGAUGCUUCGGAGGGUUCGAAAGGGCCGAUGAAGGAUGAUGUUGGUGAAACCACGAAAGGAAAAGACAAAGACGCUGCUUUGCUCAAGGAGAACAAUCUAGGGCGUAGAGCAAGCUCUGCACGGCAGAAUGACAAAAUCACAGCUGAUGGGGAUGGACUUGCAGAUAGCAGUGUUAAGGAAUCUGCUUCUCCUCGCAAGAAAAAGCCGCAGCUUGGUGAAACCUCAGCAACUAAGGAUGCACCCAUCUCAAUCUCAGAGCAUGGUAGGAAGAGGAAGAAAGUUUCUGAACUUAUGGCAGAGACAAGUACUCCUAAUCGUUCACCUGGUGGUAAGAGCAAGGCUCAAGGGAAGCGUUCUUUGCCUGCUUUAACUGAGAAACCUGAUGAAACUGACCGUGAUCCAGAGGAUACUGUGAAGACUAGAGGGAAGCGUUCUUUGCCUGCAUCAACUGAGAAAUCUGAGGAUCCUGGCCGUGAUCCAAAGGGUACAAUGAAGAUCAGAGGGAAGCUUUCUUUGCCUGCAUCAGCUGAGAAAUGUGAGAAUCCUGACCGUGAUACCAAGGAUACAAUGAAGACUAGAGGGAAACGUUCUUUGCCUAAAUCAACUGAGGAACCUGACGAUCCUGACCGUGAUACGAAGGAUACAAUGGAGACUAGGAAACGAAAAAAGAUCGACACAUUGGGCGAUUUGUCUUCCCAGCCACAACCUCUCUCUCCUAAGAGGCCCACAAAGGUUCGCGAAGUGAUGCCCAAAGCUGCUGGGAAGAAGUCACAGACAUCUUCUGUUGUCAAAGCUAAUGAUGUCACAUUGGGGGACUUGUCUUCCCAGCCACAACCUCUCUCUCCUAAGAGGUCCACAAGGUCUCGAGAAGCGACGCGCCAAGCUGCUGAACUGAAGCCACAUACAUCCCCUGCUGUCGAAGCUAAUGGUGAAGCAUCUCAGACAAGAUCGCGUAGGGCCAAAACCAGCGAAGAAACUGUUCCAGACAAGUCUCCGCGUCCUGUCAAGCCGAAUAAGGGCAAGAAAGGUGCCACAACAGAAGACUCUCUGUCUUGUGGCGAAAUGCAUUCACAGCUUCGUCUAGCAGCGAGCGAUCUUAAGAAGGUGGGGAAAAUCACCCCUGCAAGCGUCAGCUUCUUCACUGAAUUUUCGAAGAGCUCGUGUCCUUCUAGUUCUGAUGUGGAGAAGGAGAUACCCGUGCAGGCAGCCAACACCGACAGCUAUGCUUCUAGUCCCCAUGCUGAUGAGCAGAUGCCUGAGGAGGCAGCAAACAAAGUUGCUAGUCCCGCUGCUGACGUGGAGAUACCUGAGAAGGCAGCAAACAAAGUUGCUAGUCCCCCUGCUGAUGAGGAGAUACCUGAGAAGGCAGCAAACAAAGUUGCUAUUCCCCCUGCUGAUGAAGAGAUACCUGAGAGGGCAGCAAACAAAGUUGCUAGCCCCCGUACCGAGGAGAUACCUGAGAAGGUAGCAAACAGUGAGCCGAGUCCUUCAGAGCUGCCAGUGGCUGAUCAUAUGAAGGAUGACUAUUGGGCUGACAUUCUCAUAAACGUGGAGGAACCGAUAUCUAGCCUGAAAAAGAAGAAAGACAAGAGCAAGAGCAAAACAAGCAAGACCAAGGAGCUUCAAGCUGAGGAUGCUGCCACCAAGGAGCCCUCGGUCUCUAUGGGAAAUGUGGAGGAACCAAACAAGAAGGCUGAAAGCAAACAGGAUACCAUGGAGAACGGGGAGGCUGAGGUGAAACCACCAAGUGUGGCAAACGGGGGCCAGCCAAAAGCCGAGGAGACGACGGAGAAUCUGCCGCUGGUUGGGCUAGUACUGCACUUCACCAGGCCAGAUGCGGUGCCAUCGCACAGUGACCUGAUCAAGAUCUUCAGUCAGUAUGGGCCCGUGAGCGAGGCCAGGACACAGACCGGGAACACCACCAACUCCGCCACGGUGAUCUUCAAGCGGCGCAUGGAUGCAGAGGGGGCUUUCGGGAGCGCGGGGAAGAUGACGAGCGUGCUCGGGCCGGGCCUCGCCAGCUUCCGCCUCACCGACUUCCCCAGUAGUGGUGGUGGUGCUGCUGCUUCAGGGAACAGGCCUCGGCAAGGGGCAUCAGAGUGAACAGGGCCGUCGGUGACGAAGACGCUGUGUACCUGGUGAGGUGAAGUAGGCGGCGAAAGUGUGUGAGAGAAAAGGCACUAUAAUAGAUGGUGGUAGCUCUUACAGGAGGAUUGAGCAUAGAAACAAUGAUCACUUGUCUCUUUUUUGGAGGUAGCAUGUAGUUGAUGCCGUGGUGUAUGUUGCAGGUCAGAGAUUUCUGGUGUUUCAAGAAAAAAAAACUCAUGCUGUUAUAAGCUGAGUUGUACUUGGUAGUCUGGUUUAUGUUGUCAAACUUUGUCGUUUGGGAAUGAGAUGUUCAUGUCCCCAA
This is a messenger RNA of Lolium perenne, 4591 nucleotides long. RefSeq lists its product as uncharacterized. Lineage: Eukaryota; Viridiplantae; Streptophyta; Magnoliopsida; Poales; Poaceae. The record is from RefSeq and is a predicted model, not a curated record.